Messenger RNA from Zingiber officinale, 1254 nucleotides. Its product is annotated as zinc finger MYM-type protein 1-like. The record is from RefSeq and is a predicted model, not a curated record. Lineage: Eukaryota; Viridiplantae; Streptophyta; Magnoliopsida; Zingiberales; Zingiberaceae. Bases 1 to 1254 code for a protein of 417 amino acids. The transcript has a single exon.
AUGGAGAGAUUUUUUAAACGAACUCGUAGUUCCGGGCCUUCCGGCUCUAGCUCCUCUAAUGAGCCGAAUGUUAUUGAACAAGUGGAAAAUCAAUCCCGUGUAGGAUUAAAUUUGGAUGAUAUUGUUAGUGAUCCGGGAUUACGAAAACCAAUUGAAGACUUUGAUAUUGCUAUUCCAGAUCAAGCUCGAAGAGAGUAUGUGCUCCGAGGGUCUUGUCAACCAAAUGGUUAUGUGUAUCCGAAAACAACUUUUGGUAAUCAAGAAAGAAGUUUUCAAGGAACUUGGUAUAAAAAAUAUACAUGGCUAGAGUAUAGCAUAUCAAAAGAUACUGCAUUUUGCUUUUGGUGUUAUCUUUUCAAAUCGUUAAAUAAAGAAAAUGUAGAUAAUGCCUUUAUAAAAGAUGGAUACAACAGUUGGAAAAGGGCAUUAGAAAGAUUCAAUCGUCAUAUGGGGAUUGUGAAUAGCUGUCACAAUGAAGCUAGAAUACAAUUUGAGGCUUUUCAAGAUCAAAGGCAUAGUGUCGAGAAUAUUUUACGAGUACAUAGUCGCGAUAUGGAAAUUGAUUAUCGCACUCGUUUAACAGCAAUGUUGGAUGUGACACGCUUUUUAUUGAAGCAGGGGUUAUCUUUUCGAGGACACGAUGAGUCAACUAGUUCUUCAAAUAGAGGUAAUUUUCUUGAGUUGCUUGAAUGGUAUAGUCAACGAAAUGAAGAGGUUUCUAAAGUUAUAAAACAAAAUGCUCCUGCAAAUAAUCAAUUGACUUCCCCAAAAAUUCAAAAGGAUUUAACACGUGCUUGUGCUUCAGAGAUCACACUUGCUAUAAUCAAUGAUAUUGGAGAUAAAUUCUUUUCUUUGAUGGUUGAUGAGGCUCGGGACAGUUCAGUGAAGGAACAUAUGAGAGUUAUUUUGAGGUAUGUGAAUAAAGAAGGAUGUGUGAUUGAACGAUUUCUUACGGUUGUGCAUGUGCCUGACACUAGUUCUCAUUCUUUGAAAAUGGCUAUUGAUACUUUAUUUGUGCAACAUGGUUUAUCAUUAUCUAGAUUGAGAGGCCAAGGAUAUGAUGGAGCUUCAAAUAUGCGUGGCGAGUUUAAUGGAUUGAAAUCCCUGAUACUACAAGAAAAUCCAUUUGCAAUGUAUGUUCAUUGUUUCUCUCAUCAGCUCCAAUUAGUUCUUGUUGCUGUUGCCCAUGACAAUUUUACUGUGAGUGAAUUUUUUGGGUAUAUAACCAUGAUUGUGAAUAUAUCUGGCAUCUAA